GAGCGCUGCGCGAGGGUCGGAGAGUCCCGGAGAGUUGGGCCGGAGCCUCUGAGGCGCUUGCGCAGCUGGGCGGUGGUUGGUCUGCGAAGCUGAGGGGCGUCGCGGGGCUGGAGCAGAUCUCCACGGGUCCCAGUGAAUUUUCAGAGUCCUCUUUCAAGUCAACAGGCAUCGUGCUUUUUCUUUGAAGAAUUGUAAAGAGAGAACAAAGCCAUAGCAGAAGGGGGGAAAAUGUCCAACCCCUUCUUAAAGCAGGUUUUCAACAAGGACAAAACCUUUCGGCCUAAGCGCAAAUUUGAGCCAGGCACACAGAGAUUUGAACUUCACAAGAAGGCUCAAGCUUCCCUGAAUGCAGGGCUGGAUCUGAAGUUAGCUGUCCAGUUGCCAUCUGAUGAGGAACUAAAUGAUUGGGUGGCUGUGCAUGUAGUAGACUUCUUCAAUCGCAUCAACCUCAUUUAUGGAACCAUCAGUGAUAACUGCACCGAGCAGUCGUGUCCAGUGAUGUCUGGGGGCCCUAAGUAUGAGUAUCGAUGGCAGGAUGAACAGAAAUACCGGAAGCCGACUGCUCUGUCAGCACCCAAAUAUAUGAAUCUUUUGAUGGACUGGAUUGAGGUUCAGAUCAACAAUGAAGACAUCUUCCCGACCAAUGUUGGUACUCCAUUCCCCAAGAACUUUCUGCAGGUGGUAAAGAAGAUCCUGUCCAGGCUUUUCAGAGUUUUUGUUCAUGUUUACAUCCACCACUUUGACCGAAUCACUCAGAUGGGCUCUGAGGCUCAUGUGAACACCUGCUAUAAGCACUUCUUCUAUUUUGUGAAAGAGUUUAACCUGAUAGACACCAAAGAGUUAGAACCACUGAAGGAAAUGACCUCCCGAAUGUGCCACUGAAAGUGGGGCCACCUCUCAGGACUGCUGAAACCCACCUUUCUGCACCCAAGAAGAUGCCAUCUAGAAACCAGAGACUCUGAUACACACAUAAAAUCUCUAUUUUUUUAAACAAGAACAUCCCCAUGAAAAUUCCUUAUACCUUUUCUUAAGUACUGUGACAUUACAGUAAUCAUUUUUAAGAUGCUUCAUAUAGUUGAAGAUUAUUUUUGUUUUGUUUUUUAGAAUUGAUUUCUAGAGGGCAGCCUGCUAAAGUGGAAAGAGCACUAACUAGUCAUCAGAUGUAGUCUGUAUCAUGUCUCUGCUGCUUGCAAGCUGUGUGACCUUGGGCAAGUCAUUUUAUCUCUCUAGGCCUCAGUUUCUUCAUCUGUAAAAUGAAGAGGGUUGGAUUAGAUGACCUUUAAGGUCUCCUCCUUCUCUAAGAUUCCAUAAUUUUAUGAUUCUAAUUUUGCUUCCAGCUCUUAAAAAUCUAUGAUUCUCAGUGAAUGGAAAAGCCCACUUUGUCCUUAAACCACUUACUUUUGCCAGGAGGCAGAAGAAUUUUGUCAGCAAAGCCACCUGACGCUUCAUUGUUUCGUCUGUGGCACCGCAGAUAUCUUCGUCUCAGAGACUUGAUGCUAUAGCCAUAUUAGCCUUUACCUGCCUUGGAACUGCAUUGGUUGCCUUCUCCUGGACACACUAUGCGCUGAUCCCCUCAAUGUGCGAGGGGAACGAUUGUUAUUUGCUCUUGAGAGCCAGAUGGAGAACUUUCUGCAGAAUGAGGGGUGGGGGAAGCAGAGUGAGAGUUUAUUGAGUCAUAGUUAUUAAUAAGAGCCCCUUAGUCUCACAAGUAGCCACCAGUUUUUACCUCUAGUUUUAUUUUUUAAUGUAAGGUACGACCAGUACACAGACUGCACUCUCUGUCAUCUUUAUUUUAACCCAGAUUCUUCUCUAGCUAGCCUCCCUGGCUAGUCAAGAUGUGCGUUUGAUUGAAACCCAACUUCUUAUUCUUUCUAAACCAGGGUUUCCCAAAUCAGUUUAGCCACAGAACUAUUUUGGCUAAAAAGUGUUUUGAUUGAACCUUUAAAUUCCUGUCCAGGGAACCCCUAGGAUAAAGGAAGUUGGAGAAAUUUUGGAGUAAAACAGAAGACAUUAAAUCUGUUUUCAUAAUGGAAAAUUGCUAUUCAUAAUUAGCAUUUUAAUAAUGUACCGUUUCAUAUUUAAUGUUUUAGAGAUGCUAUCACUAGCAUCAAUUCUCUCAUGAAAUCCUUAUUCACCUGAUUUGGAAUGCCUGGGUCCCACAGAACAUAGUUUGGGAAACACAGACUUUUAAUAACAAACCUCAGCACAUCACCAUGUGUUUCUUCUGAGUUGGAGAUUGAGUUUUCAUAGAGAUCCAUUUAUCUCAGACUGAGGUACAAGGAACAGUCCCUUAUAAUUGGUGAACCCUAAAGGAUCUCACCUUUCCAUUACCAAGAAAGCUGAGCUAAAUCUUCUCUCAUAUACAUAUUUUUAGUUGAGGACUUGAAUUUUGUUUUUGACGUCUUUUGCUUAUGUUUUAGCUGUUUUGAGUUCAGCUUUCUCGUGAUGUGGAGGAAUCAUUUGUCGGAUACUGACUUUUGGUUGAUGAGAAUUAUUCUUUGAAAUAUAAGUCACCCAAGGCCAGUGGACCAAUUCCCUUUGUAAAUCCUUCUGGUCCUGGGGAUUUUUUCUUAGGGAAAUGCUUUUGUAGGACAGCACAAACUAUAAGUAACCUCAUGUGGACUCUUCCCAAGUGACCAAAAGAAGCCACAUCCUUUUCUCCGGUACUCCAGAAUUAAGCCUUCAACUGCUGAACAUUUUUCCUAUGCUUGGAUCAUUCCUGGAAUCAUUACUAUUAGGUUUUUCAAACUGUUUUGGUUGUGUCUCUUUUGAUGAUUCUGAAUUUCUGAUGAUCAUGUUUGAAUUUGAUAUUGCCCACAAAUCAUUCUCUGUUAGCGCACAGCUGCAUUUACCAUAAACCUUCUCUGCGGAGAUAACAAGCCUGUUGAGAUUGGCUGAGAUCCAUCCACUGCCCUGGCUGUUAGACCACCCAUCUUCAAGACUCCUGGUGCAAAGAACUAAAACUUGAGCCCUUUCUAACCAUAUCGAGCAUUUCCUAAAAUUGAGAAAGGUCAUAUCAAGUAAAAUUUUUUAAAAAAAUGUUUUUGUGUUAGCAGUGAUCCAGCUACCGCAGCCAUCUCUCUUGUGUGUUUAACAAUUCAGGAGCCAAGCAGAACCUGGAGAUAGCUUAGAAUGAGCCCCACGUUCCCUUCCACUGCUUGCUGAAUAAGAGGGGAAACUGGAGAAGUACAAAUCCCUGUGGAAUUCUGCUUUUGCUGGGUGGACUCUGUCACUUAGAGUCAUUUGAGACAUUCCCUUCCCCUCUCCCACAUAUCACUAUCAUUCUUGGAAAUGAACAUAAAAAUGAAUUAUGCUGUCUCUGUCUGA
Molecule: messenger RNA, 3327 nt
Organism: Vombatus ursinus (common wombat)
Lineage: Eukaryota; Metazoa; Chordata; Mammalia; Diprotodontia; Vombatidae
Gene: MOB3A
Product: MOB kinase activator 3A
Exons: 4
Coding region: 229-882 (217 amino acids)
Biological process (GO): signal transduction; positive regulation of protein phosphorylation
Cellular component (GO): nucleus; cytoplasm
Molecular function (GO): protein kinase activator activity
Source: RefSeq, a predicted model, not a curated record